Ruditapes philippinarum (Manila clam) is the source of this 855-nucleotide messenger RNA. RefSeq lists its product as uncharacterized. Bases 115 to 672 code for a protein of 185 amino acids. The record is from RefSeq and is a predicted model, not a curated record. NCBI's taxonomy places the organism in Eukaryota, Metazoa, Mollusca, Bivalvia, Venerida, Veneridae. The transcript has 2 exons.
AUGAUGUUUAUCAAGUUUGAAGUAUUCUAAAUAAAGCAACGAUUCUUUAACAUGACACGAUUUUGUCUACAAAACUGAAGAAAAACUUCUCUGAUAAGGUAAGAUUUAAACUUCAUGUUGUUUCAUUAUGUCAAAAUAUCCUGUAAACAAAGGGUGUAUUUCUUAGCUGUCUGCAUAGUAGGAUUUGCUUAUAUAACGACAUGUACAGCAAACAAACUAUUUGAUAACAUCGGUCAUGAAAACUUGGCGACCAACUCAAUGAUUCAAGAACUGGUACAGCGUAUGGACCACAUGGAAUCAGGAGAGAAAAGUCAUAUAAAAUCUCUCGCAAAACUUAAAAUUGAACACCAGCUUGAAAUCGACGGACUGAAGCAAGAACUUGGAAAGCACAAAGGUCAAAUUGUGGUCUUGCAAAAGAAAAGCUCUGGUCAAGCUCGUCUUAUUUCUAAGCUAUUACGCCAUGUACAACUUCGUUCUAUGUCUCCUGGGCCAGGUUCACAUGAUUCGAUAUCUGUACCAUCUGUUCCGUCUGGUAAAGACGAAAAGAAACAGAAGAUUGCAGUUGGAAAUGAAGUCACCAGAAUUCGACGAGUAGAGAAUGAGAUAAUGGUUACUUUCACAGUUGGUCUCACACAUCUUUUUCUUCAUGCCCCGGCCCUCAUCAGAACAUAGUAUUUGACCACGUCGAAACUAACAUUGGAAACGGUUACAAUUCUCACCAUGGUGUAUUCACUGCACCUGUAUCUGGUGUCUACCUAUUUUAUUCUUCUAUUUUGUCCAAUAAUAAUGGAGAGGUUUGGUGCCAGAUUGUUGUAAAUGGUAGCUAUAAAGCAUCUAUAUACACACGUGGUACGG